UAGUUUUACAAAAAUCUGAUUACAAACCUGUGUUCUGGAUUUUAGUAAAACCGUCCUAUUUUCAUUUCUCUUCUGGCAAUUAAAAAUCUAAAGGUUCGCGCACGUCUAGUUCAGUUACACUCACUCAUAGCAGAGAGGAACUCUAAAAUCCUGCCGCCACGAUGGACAUGCAUCCAUGACGACGUCGAUCUCGACUCGACCAAACGGACCAACGAUCUAUUCUUCUUCAGAUCUGAUCGAAGAAAGAAAUGGAGGAAGCACUGGAACUAUGACGCGCGAAGGACACCAAGAAGAUGAUGGCGGGCGUGGAGUGCCUCACCAACUUCUAGAAGCUUCCAGAAAGAGGCUAUCCUCUUCUGAAACUUCCAGAUGACUUUUGCCCUCUGCUGAAGCUGAAAAUGGCGAGAAGCAGCAGAUCCCAUACAAGAGUGUUUGACGCUAAUGUUACAAAAGAAAAGAAAAAGUCUAAAGAAGGUGAUAAUGUUGUUGAAGAAGCUCUUGCAGAUAUACCAUCUCUACCAGAGUUGAAGCGGAUCUACUAUGAACUAAUGAUUCGGUAUUAUUCCCAUAAAAAUGAUUAUCUUGAAAUAUGUUGUUGCUACAAGGCAAUAUAUGAGAUUCCAUCUGUCAAAAGAAAAUCCUGCAGAGUGGAUUUCAAUCCUGAGGAAAAUAUGUUGGUAUUUGGUUCUAUCACUGCGUAUUCCAAUGCAGUCAAGUCUUAUCAAUUCUACCUUGGAGGAUAAGAAUCUGUCUGAGAUUCGAAACUUUAAGUUACUGUUGAAACAGUUGGUCACUAUGGAGGUUAUCCAGUGCACAACUCUUUGGGAUUCAUACAAGGAUGAGUUUGAGAAUGAGAGUGUAACUUAGGAAAGAAUUUGGGUGAAAAAGUAGCUGAAGAUAUGAGGGAAAGAGUAAUUGAACAUGUAAUUCCCUUACAUUGUAUAUUUCUUUUGCCCUCUUCCUCCCUUCAAUUUGCUUGGGAGGUAUUUUGUUGAUAUCUUCUCUCUUUGUUUCUACUGCAGGUUGUCCACGAUGAUGGUGUUGUAUCCUAUUUAAAAAUUCAGUUCUAAUAUAAUUUAUAUGGUAACUGUUUCUUUAAGGUUAUGAUAUUGUCUACCUUUACUGCAACCUUCCCUUUUAUUUUGGCAAUUCUUCAGUUUGUGACUUAGUCAGCUGAAUAAAAUCUGGUCUACAUUUACCUUAUUUGUAUUUGUACUCUAAAUGCCUUGUGGAUACUAGUUGAAAAAAAUCGUUUAAACUUUUGUUAUCUCUGUUCAA
Glycine soja is the source of this 1278-nucleotide messenger RNA. RefSeq names its product 26S proteasome non-ATPase regulatory subunit 12 homolog B-like. The transcript has 4 exons. NCBI's taxonomy places the organism in Eukaryota, Viridiplantae, Streptophyta, Magnoliopsida, Fabales, Fabaceae. The coding region runs from base 399 to 743 and encodes 114 amino acids. The record is from RefSeq and is a predicted model, not a curated record.